AUGUGCCGGCAGAUUCACAAAUGGGACAGCGGCGCUAGGGUUAGUUGGCGAAGGCAGAAGUCAGAAAAACGUUUUUGGGGCGGUCAAGGACGUUUUGAUAUCAAAAAGAAUAAGAGGUCAAAGAUCUAACUGCAGGAAGCGUCGAAGAAGAAGAAGAUCGCGCUGCCUCCGGGACUCGCAAAGGGGAUGGCGGCCGAGUUUGCCCCGAUCGCCUCAACGAUCUACCAAUGCAUGGACCUCCCGUGUCUGUGCUCCUACCUCAGAGGAACGGCGACGGCGAACGGAGGAUGCACUCUUCCGAACGGACAACCGCUCCAGAAGUCGGUCAGAAAAGAGUACAGAAUGCUGACGGACGAUGAGCGGAACAGACUGCACGCAGCGUUCAGAGGACUCAAGAAUGUAGCCUUUCGAGUGUCCGUUCGCAGUUAUUCCCCUGCUUUCAGAACGGAGAAUACGACCGAAUCGGCCGCAUCCACUCCCAGAUGUCGGCUGCCGGAGGUGCUCACUCUGGCCCCGCCUUCCUUCCCUGGCACAGAGAAUUCGUGAAACGGGUCGAGUUCGCUCUUCGACAGGUUGAUCCUUCAGUCACCCUCCCGUACUGGGAUUCCACUUUGGACAGUAACCUCCCGAAACCGGCAGAUACCAUCAUGUUCAGGUCUGUUCGCGCAUUCAGAAUCCUUCAGAGCGUGUCAACGUUUCCAGUGAGUACCUCGUCGGUGGAUCGAACGCUCAAGGCCUCGUCUCUUCGGGACCAUUCGUUAACUGGCAGACUCUCUCGGGAAGAGCACAAAUCCAGAGAGCCGUCGGAGCACAGGGAUCGCCACUUUCACAGACCGACAUUGACUUUGUGAUGCGGCAGACUCAAAUAGAUCAAGUGCUCGCUUUCACUGCUCCUCAACAGGGAUGUCCGUACCGAACGGACUUCAACUGCCUCGAGUACACCCACGGGAACGUGCACAUUUUCGUCGGAGGAGAUAUGUUCGACACGGCCACCUCCUCUAAUGACCCCAGUUUCUUCCUGCAUCACUGUUUUAUCGACUUGAUCUGGGAACAGUGGAGACUGGCCAGGCAAUCCCGCGCCGACCGAGAGAUCGCCUUCCCACCAGACAAUCAGUUAUGCGCUUCUCCUCAACAUUUCGGUGCCUCUCCGAUGCAGCCGUUCAGUCCGAUGAGGUGGAAACACAGAAUACACACACAGAAAAAGAACAAGUAUAUUGCAGAAAUAUCGAUGGGCUCUCCAAUAAAUUCACAGACAACCUGUACAGUUAUGCUCCUCGGCCAACGUGCACAGCCGGCGGAGACUGUGGCUCCAAGUGAGUUCUUCGGCCGAACUCUCCAAUUUCUUAGCCUGUUUUCCUUCCAGAUUCCUCUUCUGUGACUCUUCCACCGGUGCUCCUCGUUGCGUUUCCCGCAUCAAACCCGGCUCCUCCUGUGCUCAAUUCCGCACGAAUCCGUGUUACGGUGGAGUCUGCCAGAACGGACUGUGUGUUCUUUCCGUACGAAAAAGAAUCCGCCCUUUCUCCCAUCUCAAUCCAUCCUUUUCAGAGCACUGCGCCUCCUCCGACGCCUCCUCCGAUCACUCCUCCUCCGGCCAAUCCGACCCCGGUUCAGUCCCAAGAGUCCUGUUUCAACGAGAAUCAGUGCUGUGCUCAGUGGGCGGCAUCGGGAGAAUGCUCUCGGAACACGGCCUACAUGAACGAAUGGUGCAAGGCCAGUUGCGGUGUGUGCAAGCCCAAAUACCGUUUGAUCGAUGGUAAUUUGAAAAGACUCAAAAGAUUCUCCACACAUCGUUCGUUUUCAGAUUGCACCGACCGUCACAACCAGUGUGCGAGCUGGUCUCGUUCCGGAGAAUGCACGAAGAACCAGUUGUGGAUGACUGAAAAUUGCAGAAAGAGCUGCAACAAGUGCGGAAAAACGAGGGCGCAGGAGUGCGGCGGCGGCGGCGGAACGACGGUCACGACGACGACCAUUGCUCCGGCUCAGCAGUGCGAAAACUCGGACGGCUGCUACAAUGAGAACGUGUGCUGCGCCGUGUGGGGACUGAUGGGCGAGUGCCGGAACAACGCCGGCUACAUGGCAUGCAACUGCCGGGUCUCUUGUGGACACUGCUAUCCCGAAGACUACAACUACGGAUGUGAGCGCCCGCAGUUCUUCCAGGCCCCAAUUCCAAUCUGUUUUUUCCAGCUUGCGUCGACUACCACAGAUCUUGUGCCGGCUGGGCCCGCGUCGGCGAGUGCCAGAAGAAUCCUUGGAUGUCCGAGAACUGCCGACAGAGUUGCAGCACGUGCUACACCCAGUCCGAACUGAGGAGAAUGUGCGGAAACAGAGCCGGAUCGGUGGCUCCAGUCGCUCAAAUCCGUCAGAACACUCCAUCUAGACAACCGCCCAGUGGGGGAUGGGGGAGAGAUAACGAUUUCGGAGGCGGAUGGGGCGGAAACGGAGGCAACGGAGGAUGGGGAGGCGGAGAUCCGUGGGGAGGAUCGAGAUGGGGCGGCGGCGGCGGCGGCGGUGGAUGGGGAGGUGGCGGAGGAUGGGGCGGAGGCGGAUGGGGAAAACGAUCCAUCCGCGCCGCGAACGCGUCGAUUGCCAUGCCUUCUUUUGAUCCCGAUGAUCUGUAA
This is a messenger RNA of Caenorhabditis sp. 36 PRJEB53466, 2618 nucleotides long. The record is from the annotation of a GenBank genome assembly. Lineage: Eukaryota; Metazoa; Nematoda; Chromadorea; Rhabditida; Rhabditidae.